This is a messenger RNA of Pecten maximus, 2764 nucleotides long. Its product is annotated as angiopoietin-related protein 7-like. The coding region runs from base 25 to 648 and encodes 207 amino acids. The transcript is spliced from 4 exons. Lineage: Eukaryota; Metazoa; Mollusca; Bivalvia; Pectinida; Pectinidae. The record is from RefSeq and is a predicted model, not a curated record.
GCCAAUCCCGCCGAUUGUACCGAAAUGGAUCCAGAUGUCUUCUGCUCUGGUGUUUACCUAAUUACGCCUUCACAGGGAGUCAGCUUCAAAAUGUACUGCGACAUGGAUAUAGCCAACGGCCCGUGGACGGUGAUACAAAACAGACAAAAUGGCAGUGAAGAAUUCUACCGGCCCUGGGAUGACUACCGAAAAGGUUUUGGCAAUCUGCUUGGAAACUUCUGGCUUGGAAACGAAGCUAUCCACUACAUCACCGUUUCACCUUCAGUCCUCCGUAUUGAAUUGGUAUCAUGGUUAGGUGAUGCUAGGCAUGCGGAGUAUUCAACAUUCAGAGUUGAAAACGAGGCAGACAACUACAGACUGACGGUCUCCGGAUUCUCUGGGGAUGUCCGGUAUGAUGCUAUGGAUUUUCAUAAUGGCAUGGCGUUCUCUACUUACGACCGAGACAACGAUUUAAAUAGUGGAAACUGUGCUGCAGAUUAUCAGGGCGGAUGGUGGUAUAGAAGGUGUUACGAUGCCAAUCUUAACGGCAGGGUAUAUAUAAACGGCAGUGACACCUUCCAGUCCCUGGUCUGGGAUUACUUCUACCAGGAUGGUCAAUACCCGCACAUGAUGACGACAAGAAUGCUUGUCAAACGUUCGCUGCCAUAACAGAGAACUAUCCUUAUGUAUCGUGAAUGUAGCACAUCUAUUGUCUGUAUAACAAAUGACAGGUGCCCUGGAUAGGACGUUCGCCACAACGGGAAACGAUGAAUCCGUAUUGUGAAUGUUUCAUCUAUCCUAUUCAUAUCGUAGCUGGACAAAGAGAGCUUUUGCUUGAGAGUAUUUCUGACAUGAAUAUAUAUAAUAGUUAGUCUUUAUAGUGAAAUAGAAAGAGUGCAUAAGACAGUUUCUUCUGGUCUCACCACUUAAUUCACUUGAUACUGGAUUGACUUAUACGAUUCAUGUUUCGAAGAAAAAUAGCUUUUAUUUAAAAAAAAAAAAAUUCUUUUGCACGAUCAUUUUACUUGUAUAUAUAUUUUUCAAAACUACUAACAUAGUCAGCACGCCACACGAAAUGGAUCUUAAAGAGCUGAAAUAAAUAUGGUGACCCCAUUCAUCUUUGACAAUAAAAUGCAUAUAUGCCUAAAAUGUUAUAUUGAAAUAUUGUUUGCAUCUUACAAAGGAUAUGAUAAAAAAAAACAGAACAAAACAAAAAAUCACAGUUAUUUUUACUGGUUAUAAGCUUGGUCGAUUACAGAAGGGAUAUUGAAAAAAACAUGAAAUAAAAAUUAAUGAAUGAAAAUGAUUUUUUUAUUUGACAGUUUUAAUAGCAUGUAUAUAUAUACUGAGAAAAAAGUUCGCCUCAAAAUUAUCUUGAAAUAAAAAGAUCUUCGUAAAAUCUGUAUCACAAACGGUAUGUGAGUGAUGGACAUUAAUUUAAGUUGUGACAGCUUUACGGCCAUAUUGGAUCUUAUUGCUCUUUUUGAUAAAAAAUUCUCAAUCAAUUCAUGUUAUCAUUAUGAAGACUCUUGUAUCACAUUAAAUGUUAUCGACCCCCUUGUUUCAUUCGCGUGCACUAUCAUUUUGAACUUUAUGCUUGAAACCUUUACGCAAAAGCUUGUAUUUAUGGAGUUGUCUAUCCCCAGUUUCCUUUCAUUUAGUUAUAGCCGCUGUUCUUGUUAUUAAACAGAAUGACCAACAUAUCACAAACUAUAAAACUGAAUAAUCAAAACCAAGUUAUUAAACAUAUAUCUGUUACUGUCAAUCCUCUUUGUGAUUAACAGAAAUGUUCAGUAUUGGUUUUUGAACAAAACAUAAUAUGGCAGUGAUGAAAUGAUAGACUUGGUACAUUGUAUAAUCAUUUCGACACCUUGGGAUAAGUCCCGUAUCAUAAAAAACACUGUUUUGAAUGAUAUAUGAUUCAUCUUAAAUGCAUACAAUGUAUUCGUAAUAUCCUGCUAAUGAUAUCAGGCUGCUUUAUUCCAUUGCUCUUUAACUUUGCGCCUAUUUGAAACAGAACUAUUUUUGUUUAGGCACAGUGACGAUGUUUGGUCCAAUGAUCAAAUUAUAUAAUUUUAGCACUUAUCAUAAUAUAACAAAACAAAUGUAUAUAAAUAUAUAUCAAACAAACAGACAAAACAGCGAAGCAGGUACCGUGAAAUUAGCAUAGUAUCUUUUUAUCUAAUAUACCUUUAUUUUGCUAGUUCAAUGUUUGAUGUUUCUGUUGAUAGUAGAUAAUGCGUCAACCAUCAACGAUGUGAGUCCGUUAUAUACUUAUAGUGUAACAUAUUAAAUCAAUUAAAAAUGAAACUCUUUGUAUACUGCCUCGUCUUGGCGCAAAACCUAUCAACCAUGUCACGUGGUGAUGUUAAGAUGUGUUAAAUGUUGAUUUGCCUUGCGAUUCCGUGGUCACCAUCCAUGUUACUUUGAUAGCCUGUCGUGAAGAGGUAUUUUUCCAGCUUUCAAAUCAUUGACGCGAAGGUUUUUCGAUUUUCUACCCAAACUUUCACCAUCUUGUAUAUUCUAUUUAAAAGUGCUCAAAAUAAUUGCUUAGUUUGGUAUACAUAUGUAUUAAUUUUCUCACAUGUAACUAACUAUUUUCAUUUGAUAUCAUGCUUUUCUUGAAGGCAUAUAAUAAGAAUUUUGUCCUUAAAGCUCCCCAUUUAUCGCUUUAUUUCAAACAUGGUAUUUCGUAUGAAAGAAAAUACCAUAUACACUGCCAUCCAAAAGUCACGUUACAAUUAUUACGUAAACUACAGCCAGUUCAUCUCUGAAGUCUUUAUCA